Molecule: messenger RNA, 387 nt
Organism: Nerophis lumbriciformis (worm pipefish)
Lineage: Eukaryota; Metazoa; Chordata; Actinopteri; Syngnathiformes; Syngnathidae
Source: RefSeq, a predicted model, not a curated record
AUGGCGGCCGUCACGAGCCCGGAGACGAGCCCUCAACCCCGGGUGUAUUUCCAGACGCCGGCCGGCACCGCGGAGGAGCCCGAGACUCCGGUUCGGAAGCAGGGACGCGUCACCGUCAAAUACGACCGCAAGGAACUGAGGAAAAGACUCAAUUUGGAGGAGUGGAUCAUCGACCAGCUAACGGACCUCUACGACUGUGAGGAGGAAGCCAUCCCAGAGCUAGAGAUAGAUGUGGAUGAACUGCUGGAUAUGCCCAGUGACGUAGAGCGGGCCGCCAGAGUCAAGGACUUAUUGGUGGAUUGCUUUAAACCCACUGAGGACUUCAUCUCGGAGCUCCUGGACAAGAUCAGAGGGAUGCAGAAGCUCUCUACGCCUCAGAAGAAAUGA